Phyllopteryx taeniolatus (common seadragon) is the source of this 1462-nucleotide messenger RNA. RefSeq lists its product as uncharacterized. The record is from RefSeq and is a predicted model, not a curated record. NCBI's taxonomy places the organism in Eukaryota, Metazoa, Chordata, Actinopteri, Syngnathiformes, Syngnathidae. The transcript is spliced from 3 exons. The coding region runs from base 165 to 794 and encodes 209 amino acids.
CCGCUGCUUCACAUCCUUAUGAGGAGCUCCGUUUGGGUCAUGCGCUUUAAAAAAAAGUGACAGAGUCCAACAGAGGCGGACUUGGUACUUUUAUUGAAUAUUUAACUUAAACCUCAACUCUCGAAGUGAGUUUAAGAUGUUUUCUGGAAGCGUUUAACCUCGAGAUGGGCAGCGGAACGAGCCGUGGGACCAAAGUGGCACCUGCGGUACUCGGCGAGGCGAAGCCGGCUAAGAAAGCCUCUUCUUCGGGACUUUCGUCCAAACGAGACGCCUUCGACGCCUUGAGGAUCCACGCCCGCCGCCGAGCACCGGUGGACUGCCACAGCGCCGGCCACGACUCGGAGUUCUCCGGGGACGACGACGACGACGCGGACGCCGAGCUGGCCGGCUACGACGAGGCGGUCGCGGCGGGACGGCGGAGGGGGAAGAAGAACCCGGUGUCCAAGAGGGCGUUCACGAGGACCAGGACGUACGGACUGUGUCACUUCAGUAGCAGGGAGGAAGAUGAGCGGGAGAAGGGGGCGUCGUCGUCCUCCUCCUCUUCUUCGGCCACCGCCGGCCUCGGUGGGGCGCAGGGACCACAUGGCUCCCGGGGAGCAGGCAACAACAAGAGGGGCCAUGAUGCCUUCGCACCUCCGCAUGCCUUCUUGUCAACAGGACCAAUAGAGGAAGAUGUCCCAUUAUCACAAACACAGACCACUUUUGGCCACAGCACGCCCCUCGCCACGCCAGUAAUCCUGUACGACGGCUCUGAAGAAGAACUGAUGGACACCAUCGAGAGGGACUUUAGUUGACCCCUCGCCUCUACUUAACACGAUGUUCACUGUUGUUGUCUUUUUUUGCACAGGCACACUCGUGGCCAACAACACAAGAUGAACACACAAGUAGUUCUCCUCACAACUGAGUUAAUACUACAAUGCGUAACCUUUCUGUUAAUAGUAAAACAGAUAAUUGUCUAGUAGCAGUUGAGGAACAUUUUUUUGUGUUGCUUUGGUAAUAGAAGUGCUGCUGCAUGUAUAGAAGUGCAGGGCGAGUGGUUUUUGGUCGUUGGUGAGGCCAGCCAGCAAAAAGGAAGGCGUGUGCGGCUUGCCAUGUUUAUUUAAGGAUUCCUUCCUGACUACAGUUAAAGCAGCACUUCUCCACUCCUUGAAGAAAAGAAUGUGUGCCGAAAAAUGUCUAAUUAUCGCUAUUGCUUCUCUGUUCAGGCUCCUGCCAUUGUGCUCUGCUGGCAACUAGUGGUGUAACACAAGCUUAAAGUGAGGCUCAACCACGUUGUAAUAUUAAGAGAAUGAAGUCCCAAUAUUACAAGAAAAAGUGUUGUAUUAUGAGAAAAUAUUAUUUUAAGAAAAAGUAGAACAAAAAGUCAAAAGUUUUCUAUUAUAAAGUUGUAAUAUUUGGUGAAAAAGUUGUAUGACAAGAAAAAAAAAGUGGUAACAAUAUGUUGAAAAAGUUUUAAUAGAAG